AUGCAUCUCGCCGCACACACUUGGAUGCGACCAGAGCCAUUGGAAAAGACUCUUGAUCGUCUCAGUCGUCUCGGCUACUCGGGCGUUGAACUGGCCGGUGAGCCAGAUCAAUACCCAGUAGAAGAAACCAGAGCACUUUUGAAAAAGUACAACAUCAAUUGCUGGGGCAUGGUGACAAUACAGCAAGGCAAGCGAGACUUGAUUGCGGCUGACCCACAGCAACGUCGGGACAGCAUCAACUACGUCAAGGAUGUUGUCAGUCUCUCGGCCAGUCUAGGGGGACAGAUUGUGACUGUUGUACCGGGAAGCGUCGGUAAGAUGGUCAGUACGUCGGCUCCUGAAGAUGAAUGGAAGUGGGCCGUGGAAGGAUUGCGAGAGAUAGCGGCAUUGGCGAAAGACAAGGGAAUCAGGCUCGGCAUAGAGCCUCUGAACCGAUUUGAAACCUAUUUCAUCAACCGUUCAGAUCAGGCUCUUGCCCUAGCUGACGAGGUUGGGUAUGGUGUAGGAAUCGCAUUCGACCCCUUUCACUUGGCCCUAGAGGAGGCCGAUCUUUUGGCAGCCAUUCGAAGAUGCAAGGGCCGCAUUGUCGACUUUCAUGUGGCAGAUAACAAUAGGUUGGCACCAGGAGACGGAUCGUUUGUGUGGGAGGAUAUGAUUCCCGCUUUGGCUGAGGCCGGCUACGACGGAGCUUUGGCUAUCGAGGCGAUGCCCCCCGUUGACCGCACGCCGAUUGGCAAGUUCGGUAGCUUGCAGAGAGAACACGGGACUAUCGAAGUCUCGGCCGACCACCUUAAAUUUAUUCAGGAUCAUGGGUCAGCUUUGUUGGGGGAAGAGUAUUACACGGAUGUGAUGAGGAGAUCGGCAGCGAAGCUUGCCCCUUACGUUGAGAAGACUGAAAUGUGA
Messenger RNA from Beauveria bassiana ARSEF 2860, 903 nucleotides. Its product is annotated as D-tagatose 3-epimerase. The record is from RefSeq and is a predicted model, not a curated record. The transcript has a single exon. NCBI's taxonomy places the organism in Eukaryota, Fungi, Ascomycota, Sordariomycetes, Hypocreales, Cordycipitaceae. The coding region runs from base 1 to 903 and encodes 300 amino acids.